AUGUAUGGAAAUAUGCCUCCUGCUGGGACGCAGUUUCCCGACAUGUCGUAUGCAAUGGGCGGGGUUGGACAUCAGGGGCAUCAGAUGCAAGGCCAUCCGCAGCAAACGCAGACGCAUCAACAUCAUUACCACCAGCAGUUCCAACAGCAACCGCCGCUCCAGCCGCGCCCGCUCCAGCGCCAACAUCAGCAACAGCAACAGCACCAACAACAGCCCCAGCAGCUUCCUUCAUACUAUACAACCAACAUGUUGGCGGUAAAUGGGAAUAUGCACACCCAGGCCCAGCUCACGCCUUUCCCGAGUGUCUAUAGCCCGACUUUGCCCCAACAACAGCUGUCCCGUCAGCAGCAACAACCGCAAACUCUACAGCAGUCGCCUUCGAUUAUGCAAUUUGACGGACAAUCGCAGUCCCAUCUGGUCGGCAGGUCGACGCCCGUUUAUCCCCAUCAACAACUUCAUAUGCAGCAAGCACAGCGCAUCCACCAAGCGCAGCAACUUCCUCGGCCCAUCCAGUACUCACCCUCCCCUGUGCUCGCGCCUUCGCUACCGCCGAUCACCUCGCCCAUGCCUGCACCAUCACCAGUCCCAGCGCCGACACCGACGCCCGCACCGGUACCGUCAUCACCUGCCCACCAAGUUGUGACGCUCGAUUCGAUACAUGUGGCCACUCCGGGACCUCCACCUAUCCAGUCACCCGUCGCCCCAAUAGCCCCAAAGCCUCCCCGACAGGCGCAGAGUCCAGCCAUCGGCCAGAGCCCUGUGUUCACCGGUAGCGGCUAUACGGAGGCGCAACAGCAAAGGUCGCAUGCCAGCCCGAAGACGACGAUGACGAACUCUCCGGCUCUCUCGGCGAGGUCUUCGAUUAUAUCAAAGAGAUCGCCUUCUGUAUCUGGCAGGUCCCUGGUCGCCGAUACGAAUUCGAUGCUCAUCUGCGUAGCUGAAGAAUGUUUCGCCAAGGCGCGUGGGAACUUGCAGGAUGUCGUAUCGUCGUCUUCGGGUGCCGCGGUUUCGGAGUAUCAGAAGUUGAUCGCUACGGGUCUUUCGUGUCUCGAGACGUCUCUGCUAAGCAGUCGGCUGACGCCAAGGCAAGAGGCCAAGGUGAGGCUACGGUACGCGUCGAUUCUCUAUGAGGACACGGAAAACUUGAUGGAGGCCGAGACGGCGCUAUCAAAGGGGAUCAAGCUUUGCGACAAGCACCGGUUUCUUGAUCUCAAGUAUUCCAUGGCGUAUCUGCAAGCAAAGCUGUUGUUUCAGAGAGGACAUGUCAAAGGCGCGCUUCACGCCGCCGAUCGCAUGAUUACCGAGAUUGCUUCGCGCCAUGCUCACUGGAAUUACGCAUUCCGAUUUCUAAAAGCCUCGUUCUAUCUUCAGUCUGGAAUGCCGUCCGACGGUCCAGCGUUAGAGAAUCUACGAACGAUAGCAUCGUUUGCGCACAGCCGUGGCGACUACGCUCUCGAAGCUUUUGCCUCAUUGCUAGAAGGCCUAGCCCUUCUCAAAACAACCAAGGAGGACACCCUCGAUCGGGUGCAGGAGUGCAUCGCUAGAGCGUCCAAAUACCAGCUCAACCCUCUCCUCCGGAUACCGCAGGUGGACAUUCUCAUUCUAUUGCUCGAUCUUGCGUGCAGCAUGCAGCAGAAAAAUCCGGACAUCAUGAUUCAGAAGUUGAAGGCAUUGCAGAUUCGCAUGGACGAGGCCACUGACUGGCAGACCUCAGCCGCUUCAUUGAGGCUGCCCAUCAAGAAAGCGUCGGGAACGCCGCCAAUAAGCGAAGACACCGCCGCCAUUAUUGAAGCGGGCCGACCGGAAGAUUCUAACGACUACCUUGUUCUCUCGUACGUGGCCAAGGCGGAGCUAUAUAUUUUGGUGAUGACUUUUAGUGGCUUAGCCUUUGUCUCAAGGUCGACCGGCAGCCAGCAUAGAACGCUGGACUUCUGGGAGGAGGCGCUCGACACAUUGGCGAGAUGGAACAAAGAGAGGAGCCCAAGCUAUACGAACCCGCUCCCGUCUUUGCAAGAUGCCGUCCGUCGCGCUAACUGGAGAAACGAAGUGCAUUGCUACCUCCACAUAUUAAUUGCACUCUACUCUGCCACCCAAAGCAGAUGGGGCAAAGUAAGAGAAAGCCUUGACAAAGUUCAGGCAGCUGUUGUGACUUCGGCAAACAGCGCUAUGGAGAUCAUAUCACUCUACGUAUGGGGCAUCUACUACCAGGGAACGGGUGACCUCGAAAAGGCGGUGAUCAUCUACAACGACCCCAGGUUCGAGAUUGGCGACGCGACGACGCAGCAGAGGAAUAUCCGGCUUGACAUGUCGCUCCUAGCCAAGAUGAAUCUUCUGUGGAUCAUGGAACAUCCUCAGUACCGGAACACGAUAGAGUCCACGCGGCUCUUUGAUAGGAUACGGCCGCUAUGUCAGGAUCACCACGACGUAGAGAUCCGGACGGCGUACAACAUCAUCCUCGCGACGAUCACGAUGCAGCCGCCUCCGCCUCUCCAGCAGGUCAAGAACAGCAUGUAUACGGCCCUCAACGCUUCGAAGAUGGCCGGCAAUACGCACUUCUUGGCGAUUUCGCUCAACAUCAUGAGGUGUCGGCUCUUUGAGAACGUCGUGGGUGAGCAGGCGCUCAAGAGCGCUAAGGCGGCGUCGACUCAGGCGAGACGGAACGGCAAUUAUCUGUGGAUGAGCGUGGCGGAUGGUAUGCUUGCCCAUUCGCAUGAAGUGCAGGGCCAGACGGAGGAGGCGAAUCAGGCUCAUAAUGCGGCGACGGGGUUUGCUAGUAGAGCUUUGGCUGCGAAUAAUGCUUGA
Molecule: messenger RNA, 2802 nt
Organism: Scedosporium apiospermum
Lineage: Eukaryota; Fungi; Ascomycota; Sordariomycetes; Microascales; Microascaceae
Exons: 5
Coding region: 1-2802 (933 amino acids)
Biological process (GO): mitotic sister chromatid cohesion; maintenance of mitotic sister chromatid cohesion
Cellular component (GO): SMC loading complex; chromatin
Molecular function (GO): double-stranded DNA binding
Source: RefSeq, a predicted model, not a curated record